AUGGUUCGAGCGAUUCAUGCACUACUUAUCUUGGCCGUCGUUACUGACGUAAGAAGUCAACUUUUUGAUUUCUUCGCGUUCCAACCGGUGCAUUCCACGACACGUUCAUAUUUUCAAGAUUUCACAACCAAAAGACCUAAAAUGGCAUCAAAAGUCACUAGACAUAAUUCCAGAACUGAAUCAACUACUAAAAAAAGCUCAAUAUAUUUUAAUAUAGAAGAUUCAGCAUUUAAUAAACUAAAACAAAAGGAAAAUGGAGCUAUUGUUUUUGACUUCUUUACUACUACUUCAAGACCUAUAAGAAAAACAAUUAAAAGUACAACUGAAAAUAGUGCCAGAGGAACAUCUAGAAGUUCUACCAGUAAUACGAGCAGAGACAAAAAUCUGAAAAUAACAAACCAUAGAGAUGUAGACGUUACUGGUAUAGACAUUUCAAGACCUAGCCAAAGUAUAAAAAAUUCUGAUUCUACAAACCAAGCCUCACUAUCUCUUAGUCAAAAUUUCAACAAUCAUAGACAAUCCUAUGAUAAUAAUGAAAGAAAUACCGUCAUAAAUUAUGAAACAGCAAGGCCUAAUAUAUACUAUGAUAACAGAAAAUACUAUACAACCCAAGUCCCUUUUACGAGUAGGCCAGGGGUAAGACCACUUGUAACUAAUGGACCCCCAAUCACAAACAGACCCCCAAAGUCCAGCUUUUCUAUUUCCUCCCAAGAUGACGCUAUCAGUCCAGAGCUAAUUAUAGGGCCCAAUGAAGACUACAUGAACAGUGUGGAGAAGAAAAGAUAUAUAGAAAUGGCUGAAAAAAUGUGCGACGAAUACAAGUUUCUAGAUAUAAAACAAGUACAAGUGAUACCUCUAGUACCGUCGCCUGAAGUGGUAAAAAUCAACGUGUCAAAGUGCACCCCCACUUCCAUACCCUUAGUAGUGGGUGGGAAAGUGGUGACAAUAAAGGAGUUCCCCCAUAUGGCGUUAUUGGGAUGGACAAGAAUGCAGUCCGGUGGCUACGCUUGGAAAUGCGGGGGUUCCCUGAUAAGCAAUCAGUAUGUCCUGACUGCUGCUCACUGCGCUUACCAGGAUAAAGACGAAACUGUUGUGUUGGGUGCCCCGCGAGCAGUGCAACUAGGAUCAUCGUAUCUAGACGAUCCAGGAGCACUGGUUGUCAAAGUUGCGGCGGUCAUCAGACAUCCCAAGUAUAAGUUGCCAAGGUCUUAUUACGACAUCUCCCUCGUAAAACUCGCUACUACUGUCACAUUCUCAGACGUUAUAAAGCCCGCGUGUCUGGGGGUUCCCCCGCCUCCUGGAAGUUCUGUCAUCGCGACAGGAUGGGGGAAAACGGAAUUUGGUGGUGAUGUAUCUCAAGAGCUCAGGAGCGUGUCGAUCUCAGUCUGGGAAAUGGACGAAUGCUACAAUGUGUUGGGGACUUCCCGUAAAUUGCCCAACGGACCUUCUAGCGAUAGUCAAAUUUGUGCUGGAGAGAAGAAAGGUGGAAAGGACACUUGUCAGGGUGAUUCUGGUGGACCUGCUCAAAUACAAGACGGCUGUUCAUGGCGAGUGGUGGCAGUCACAUCCCUCGGCAGAUCUUGUGGGGCUCCUCACACACCCGCGCUGUACGCUAAAGUACAAAUACCUUUUGUAUCUGCUGUUGCUUUUGGCGGAAAAGGAAGUGGAAAUAAUAGAGGCACCGUAUCGAAUGAAUUCAGCAAUAAUCAACAAAAUAAUAAUAACUAUCAACAAAACAAUAAUAACUAUCAACAAAACAAUAAUAACUAUCAACAAAACAAUAAUAACUAUCAACAAAACAAUAAUAACUAUCAACAAAACAAUAAUAAUAACUAUAAUCAAAACCAACAAAAUACACAAUGGAACACAAAUUUUAACAACAAAAACCAAAAUCAACAAAACAAUGGCUGGGACACGCAAUCAAAUCAACAAAACAACAACCGAAACCAAAAUCAACAUAAUAUAUGGAACCCUGCAACGGAACCAACAGUUCAAUGGAAUAACCAAAAUAUAAAUCAAGGAACCGGAAACGUGUAUAGCAAUCAAAAUGGUUACAGCAAUCAACAAUCAAACAACCAACAAUACAACCGGGGUCAAAACCAGGGCUAUACAACAAAGAAACCAAGCAACCAAGGUUAUUAUAAUGACUACGGUCUUGAACCAUAUCAAUCUGACCAACCAUAUUAUAGUGAUGUUUUAUCACCAUAUUUGGAAGCUCAUUUCUCGAAUACAAUAUCAGAAAUAAAUAAAAAGCAUUUAGUAAAUAUCAUAAAGACUUUAAACGAAGAAAAAGACGACAUCAGAGAUAAAAGAAAUAAAGAUGAUUUAAAUGACGAGGAAAAAGAGAAGAUCCUGCAAGAAAUUUUAUGGUUGUUAAAAAAAAAUUACAAUGCUGCAAAACAAUACUCUGAAGCAUAUUAUAAUCCUCUACAUACCGGUGCUAGGUUACAUUUUAUUAAAAAUCCUGAAGUUUUGGAAGAAUAUAAAAACUAUUUGAGGACGCAAAAUGAUCUUCUUUCAAACCUUCAAAGUCAAGAUGAGACAUUCGAUAACUUCGAGAAAAGGAGCUUAAAGGAUGAUUUAAUGUAUUUGAAAAAAAGCGCAAUUUCCUAUCGUGAUUCAUUAGGACGAUCAGCAUCUGAUAUAGACAACAUAGGUACAAAUCAGGAAUUUAUACAAACUAGAAAAGAUAAUUUUAAAAGAACCAAGAUAUCUAGAGAGGAAAAAUAUGAAGAUGAUUCUUUGGACAUACAAAAUAAGAAAAAAUUUAAUACCAAUAAUAAAAGACAAAGUGGGUUUAGAGAUAAAAUAAAAAAAAAUAACAUUGAUUUUGAUUCAGAUUCUAAUCCAGAUAAUAGAAAUAAAGUAAUUAAAAAUGUAAAUCCAAGAGAUUUAGAAAUGGCUUUGAACGAAAAGCCGAAAAAAAUUAAUCAUUUACCACCAACUUCGUAUUUAAAAAAAAUAUAUAUCAAAACUGUGCAGAAUAAAGUGAAUCCUCUGCCUAAAUUUAAUUAUAGGAAACCGAAAAAGGAUGAGCUUUUUUCAUUUGGACGCACCUCUAUUCCAUUUGUAGUUUUCACAAUAACUUGUGAAUGUAGAAAAUAUGACUUAGAACAAGAAGCUCACAAGCUGUAUGAUGAAAGCUUUUCCGCUGUGGUUCAUAGAUUUCGAAAAACACCAGAAUAUCUAGCAAUAUUGCAAGAUGAAUUCAUAAAAAUGAAGAAUGGUUUUUUAAUGGUUCAAGAAAUGAUCAUGACGUCGUAUAAGGAUCAAUUAGAAAAGGCUGUGUUAAAAGAAUUGAAAAUGAAUUUCUCCAGAAAUUUUCGAGUAGCAGCUGCAGAUUAUAACAAUAAUCUGAAACCGAAGAAGAAAAAACCACACGAAUCACAUAUUGCGGGUCUGGAUUAUUAUCCACUGUUACACUCUGUGCUUUCUGUGGCAGAAAGAAACAGAAUGAGGGACAUUGGCUACGAGUACAGUGGUAAAAUGAUCCACGAAUUAAUGCAACGUUGGUUACCAGACGACAGCGAUAAAGUUUCAAAUAAACUACCGGGCGGUGGACACCAACCAGAGAAGACGACAACUGAACAUAUGCACAAGGUAACAACGACCACAACAACUGAGGAACCAGAACAUUAUACUACUUCUACUUCCACCUUGGCGGGUCCUCACCAUCACCAUCAUCAAUCCACUGCCGCGCCGGAAACUAUUAUUUACGCUCAUUUCUUAUUAGUGCGUUGGAGGCCAAGGAAAAUGCUGUACCCCAUAUUGAAUACCUACAAACCAUUUGUAAAACAUGCCAUAAGACAGUUAAUAAAGCAACACAAAUCUAGGUCGUUCAAAUAUUUAUAUAUAAACAACCAAAGAAACCUAAAUAUAAGAAUAUACUCAACACAAAGUGAUCAUCAUAGACAAAAAGCUAUUAUAGAAACUUCAGCUCCUAAGUUAGUCAUAGAGAAAUUGAACGAGAAAGUGUUGCCAGGUGGUAAAUCAAAUUUACAUUUGGUAUGGAAAGAUAAAAUAGAUCCAUAUAUAAAAUUAUCAAGAUGGGACAGACCUAUUGGUGUAUACCUCCUGUACUGGCCGUGUUCAUGGUCAAUAGCCCUAGGUUCUAUUCCGGGGACUGUGCCGCUAUCCUCAACUCUUCAGACUGCCGCCUUAUUCCUCAUAGGUGCAGGGUUGAUGAGGGGUGCGGGAUGCACUAUCAAUGAUUUGUGGGAUAGAGAUGUGGAUGCGCAGGUAGAAAGAACUAAAAACAGACCGUUAGUGUCAGGAACGAUCAGUGGGAAGCAAGCGGUUGGGUUUUUGGCUUUACAAUUGAGUUUAGCACUCGGAGUCCUCCUUCAGUUAAACUGCUACAGUGUUAUUUUGGGUGCCAGUAGUAUGGCUUUAGUAAUAACAUACCCGCUAGCAAAACGUUUCACAAACUACCCCCAAAUAUUCUUGGGAGCCACUUUCAAUUGGGGGGCCUUAUUGGGGUAUUCAGCUAUAAACGGAUAUAUAGAGACGAGCGUCUGCCUUCCAUUAUACUUCUCGGCUUUGGCCUGGACUGUUUUAUAUGACACGAUAUAUGCUCAUCAGGAUAAAAUAGACGAUGCCAGGUUAGGAAUAAAGUCCACAGCACUAACAUUCGGUGAGCACACGAAGCCGGCUUUAACAGCGGCAUUGAUCGCGAGUCUGACAGGAUUCACAAUGGCGGGACAAUCCGCAGAACUGGCGAUACCGUAUUAUAUCGCAUUGGCGAUGUACGCAAUGCACGCUGGGAGACAGGUAAGUGGUGAAGUCGGUUGUGUCAUAGUGAAGUCGGUUGUGUCAUUGGCAUGUCAUGUU
Brenthis ino (lesser marbled fritillary) is the source of this 4830-nucleotide messenger RNA. NCBI's taxonomy places the organism in Eukaryota, Metazoa, Arthropoda, Insecta, Lepidoptera, Nymphalidae. The record is from the annotation of a GenBank genome assembly.